Hylaeus anthracinus is the source of this 1339-nucleotide messenger RNA. RefSeq names its product beta-parvin (gene parvin). Gene Ontology annotation, biological process: actin cytoskeleton organization; cell projection assembly; substrate adhesion-dependent cell spreading. Gene Ontology annotation, cellular component: cytoplasm; actin cytoskeleton; focal adhesion. Bases 20 to 1117 code for a protein of 365 amino acids. Lineage: Eukaryota; Metazoa; Arthropoda; Insecta; Hymenoptera; Colletidae. Gene Ontology annotation, molecular function: actin binding. The transcript has 5 exons. The record is from RefSeq and is a predicted model, not a curated record.
UUGUGUGGAGUUACGAAUAAUGGCGUCUCCGCGACCAAAAUCUCCACGACCACCUAUAUCUGCAAAGAAAGAUGACAAAGAAGAGAGUUUUUGGGAUAAAAUUGGAACUUUGGGCAGGAAAAAACGAAUUAAAGAAGUGCAAGAAGUGCAAGAGGAAGGGAAAUAUGCAAUCGACUCCCCAGGAUAUGCGGCUAAUCCUGAAAUGCCACCAGAGGAAUACACGUUAGAUGAAAACGAAGAACGUUCCAUGAUAGAGCCUAGAUCUUCGGAGGAUUCUAAGCUCAAAGAACUUGAAUUCGUCUUGAUCGAAUGGAUCAACGAUGAAUUAGCUGAUCAGCGUAUCAUCGUGAAAGAUAUCGCGGAAGAUCUCUACGAUGGACAGGUGUUGCAAAAGCUGUUAGAAAAAUUGACAGGAGAAAAGUUAGAUGUACCCGAAGUGACUCAAUCGGAGGAAGGUCAGAAGCAAAAGUUGUCUGUUGUUUUAUCGACGGCUAAUCGUGUAUUGCAUGUAUACCCGCCUUAUAAAUGGAGCGUCGAAGCGGUGCAUUCGAAGAAUAUCGUCGCUAUUCUACAUUUAUUGGUUGGAUUAGCGAGACAAUUUCGCGCCCCCGUAAGAUUACCGGAGAGAGUGGCCGUUCAAGUUGUCAUCGUACGUAAAAAGGAUGGUCAACUGAUACACAGAACGGUUAGAGAAGAAAUUACAUCGACGUACGACGAUUUAGGAAUGCGAUGCGAACGCGAUGCUUUCGACGAUCUUUUCGACCAUCCGUCCGAUAAGCUAGCCGUGGUUAAAAAAUCGUUGAUUACCUUCGUUAACAAGCAUUUAAAUAAAGUGCACUUGGAGGUAACAGAUUUGGAUACGCAAUUUCACGACGGUGUGUUUCUGACGCUGUUACUUGGUCUCCUGGAGGGAUUUUUCGUACCGCUAGGUAGCUUCCAUUUGACGCCUAAAACACACGAUCAAAAAGUGCACAACGUUUCAUUCGCAUUUGACAUUAUGCAGGAUAUCGGGUUGCCGAAACCCAAAGCCCGGUCCGAAGAUAUCGUGAAUUUGGACCUCAAGUCGACUCUUCGAGUGUUGUAUAAUUUGUUCACCAAGUACAAGGGCAUGAACUGACAAUGAGAAGAAAAACAUUUCGUUGACGAAUGAAUUUAAUAAGAGACGAAAACCUAACGUUAUUAUUAUUAUUUAUUAUUAUUAUCAUCAACGAUAUUACCAAUUUACUAAUCAAAGAGUAUUUUCUAUAUCGAAUAACAGCAAAUAUGUCGUUAUUCUUUUAACAAUAUAAGUCAAGUUUUAUAAGUGAAAGAAAUAUAUCGUUUACAUUUUGAAAUUGUU